CACGGCACCGCCCGUUGGACAGGUAAAGUUCACUUCUUGAGCUCGCGGAGCCGCGGCGUCCUCUCCCUCCGUCGAAAGGUUGUUGUGUUGGUGUGACGGUGGGGGCUCUGCUAUGGAUCAGUGUGAGGACAGAGAGGAGGAAGCCCCUCCCUCUGAAACCUCUCUGUGUGGGCAACAUGACAGAACGACCACAGCUCAGAGGAUCCAUCAGAGACCUAAAUCUCCUGAUCCCAGCUGUGUGUCCUUCAAGAGCGACCGGUCGAAGGGGAUUGUUACUAAUUUUAAACAAAGACAUUUAUCUGAUAAAAAGAUCCAUCAGAGACCAGACUCUCCUGGACCUGGUUCUGAGCCUGAACCCAGCUGUGUGUCCAUGAAGAGUGACAACAGUAUGAAUUUACCUUUAGACUUCAAAGAUAAACUCCAGUCGGUCGAUCCAAGAGUGGACCAGGAGAGCUCAGAGGUUCCCAGUGCUCAGUCUGCCCAGCAGCAUCAAACACAGCUGGACUCCAUAUUUAUGCUGCUGGAGGAGAACAUGAUCACUUUUGUCAAGAACGAGCUGAAGAAGAUGCACAAGCUUCUGAGUCCAGAUUACCCAGAAUGCUCAGGGAGUCAGAGGGAGGAUGAGGAGGUGAUGGACGGUCAGGAUGAAGAGCAGAGGAGCAGCAGAGAGGCAUUUGAGAAGAUCGCAGUGAACUUCCUGAGGAGAAUGAAGCAGGAGGAGCUGGCUGACUGUCUGCAGAGCAAACUUUUUGCUCCAGUUUGUCGACGUGAACUCAAAUCUAACCUGAAGAAGAAGUUCCAGUGUGUGUUUGAGGGGAUCGCUAAAGCAGGAAACCCAACCCUUCUGAACCAGAUCUACACAGAGCUCUACAUCACAGAGGGAGGGACUGGAGAGGUCAAUGAUCAACAUGAGGUCAGACAGAUUGAAACAACUUCCAGGAAACCAGUCAGACCAGAAACAACCAUCAGACAAGAAGACAUCUUUAAAGCCUCACCUGGAAAAGACGGACCAAUCAGAACAAUGAUGACAAAGGGAGUGGCUGGCAUUGGGAAAACAGUCUUAACACAGAAGUUCACUCUGGACUGGGCUGAAGACAAAGCCAACCAGGACAUACAGUUCACAUUUCCAUUCACCUUCAGAGAGCUGAAUGUGCUGAAAGAGAGAAAGUUCAGCUUGGUGGAACUUGUUCAUCACUUCUUUACUGAAACCAAAGAAGCAGGAAUCUGCAGGUUUGAUCAGUUCCAGGUCGUGUUCAUCUUUGACGGUCUGGAUGAGUGUCGACUUCCUCUGGACUUCCACAACACUGAGAUCCUGACUGAUGUUACAGAGUCCACCUCAGUGGACGUGCUGCUGACAAACCUCAUCAGGGGGAAACUGCUUCCCUCUGCUCGCCUCUGGAUAACCACACGACCUGCAGCAGCCAAUCAGAUCCCUCCUCAGUGUGUUGACAUGGUGACAGAGGUCAGAGGGUUCACUGACCCACAGAAGGAGGAGUACUUCAGGAAGAGGUUCAGAGAUGAGGAGCAGGCCAGCAGCAUCAUCUCCCACAUCAAGACAUCACGAAGCCUCCACAUCAUGUGCCACAUCCCAGUCUUCUGCUGGAUCACUGCUACAGUUCUGGAGGAGGUGUUGAAAACCAGAAGGAGAGGAGAGCUGCCCAAGACCUUGACUGAGAUGUACAUCCACUUCCUGGUGGUUCAGACCAAACUGAAGAAGGUCAAAUAUGAUGGAGGGUCUGAGACAGAUCCACACUGGAGUCCAGAGAGCAGGAAGAUGAUUGAGUCUCUGGGAAAACUGGCUUUUGAGCAGCUGCAGAAAGGAAACCUGAUCUUCUAUGAAUCAGACCUGACAGAGUGUGGCAUCGAUAUCAGAGCAGCCUCAGUGUACUCAGGAGUGUUCACACAGAUCUUUAAAGAGGAGAGAGGCCUGUACCAGGACAAGGUGUUCUGCUUCGUCCAUCUGAGUGUUCAGGAGUUUCUGGCUGCUCUUCAUGUCCAUCUGAUCUUCAUCAAGUCUGGACUCAAUCUGAUGUCAGAUGAACAAUCAACCUCCAAGAAGUCUGAACCAGGACGACACGAAUCUGCAGAGACAAACUUCUACCAGAGAGCUGUGGACGAGGCCUUACAGAGUCCAAAUGGACACCUGGACUUGUUCCUCCGCUUCCUCCUGGGUCUUUCACUGCAGACCAAUCAGACUCUCCUACGAGGUCUGAUGUCACAGACAGGAAGUGGCUCACAGACCAAUCAGGAAACAGUCCAUUACAUCAAGAGAAAGAUUGAAGAGACUCCCUCUGCAGAGAAAAGCAUCAACCUGUUCCACUGUCUGAAUGAACUGGAUGAUCGUUCUCUAGUGAAGCAGAUCCAACAGUCCCUGAGAUCAGGACGUCUCUCCACAGAUAAACUGUCUCCUGCUCAAUGGUCAGCUCUGGUCUUCAUCUUACUGUCCUCAGAAGAAGAUCUGGACGUGUUUGACCUGAAGAAAUACUCUGGUUCAGAGGAGGCUCUUCUGAAGCUGCUGCCAGUGGUCAAAGCCUCCAACAAAGCUCUACUGAGUGGCUGUAACCUCUCAGAGAGAAGCUGUGAAGCUCUGUCCUCAGUCCUCAGCUCCCAGUCCUCCAGUCUGAGACACCUGGACCUGAGUAACAACAACCUGCAGGAUUCAGGAGUGAAGCUGAUCUCUGCUGGACUGGAGAGUCCACACUGUGCACUGGAGACUCUCAGACUGAGUGACUGUAACCUCUCAGAGAGAAGCUGUGAAGCUCUGUCCUCAGUCCUCAGCUCCCAGUCCUCCAGUCUGAGACACCUGGACCUGAGUAACAACAACCUGCAGGAUUCAGGAGUGAAGCUGAUCUCUGCUGGACUGGAGAGUCCACACUGUGCACUGGAGACUCUCAGUCUGUCAGGAUGUCUGGUCACAGAGGAAGACUGUGCUUCUCUGGCCUCAGCUCUGACAUCCAACCCCUCCCAUCUGAGAGAGCUGGACCUGAGCUACAAUCAUCCAGGAGACUCAGGAGUGAAGCUGCUGUCUGCUGGACUGGAGGAUCCACACUGGAGACUGGAGACUCUCAGGGCGGAGCCUGGUGGAGUCCCAUGGUUGACUCCAGGUCUGAGGAAGUAUUCCUGUGAACUCACAAUCGACACAAACACAGUGAACAGACAGAUCAAACUGUCUGACAACAACAGGAAAGUGAGACGUGUGAGAGAGAAUCAGUCAUAUCCUGAUCAUCCAGACAGAUUUGACCAGUGUCCUCAGCUGCUGUGUUCAACUGGUCUGACUGGUCGCUGUUACUGGGAGGUCGAGUGGAGAGGAAAGGUUCAUAUAUCAGUGAGUUACAGAGGAAUCAGAAGGAAAGGAGUCAGUAAAGACUGUUGGUUUGGAUUGAACGAUCAGUCCUGGAGUCUGUUCUGCUCUGAUGAUGGUCGUUACUAUGUCUGUCACAAUGAGGAAAAAACAUUCAUCCCCUCUUCCUCCUCCUCCUCCUCCUCCUCUUCCUCCUCCCCCUGCUCCUCCUCCCCCUCCUCCCCCUCCUCCCCCUCCUCCUCCUCCUCCCCCUCCUCCCCCUCCUCCUCCUCCUCUAACAGAGUAGCAGUGUAUGUGGACUGUCCUGCUGGCUCUCUGUCCUUCUACAGAGUCUCCUCUGACUCACUGAUUCACCUCCACACCUUCAACACCACCUUCACUGAACCUCUGUAUCCUGGGUUUGGACUCUGUUAUUAUAAGUCUUACAUGUGUCUGUUGUAGACAGAACCUCCUCCUGUUGGAGAAACUGUCUCACUGCUGACCAGAUAGUUCAGUCUGUACAGGAUCACACACAGCUGAUGUUAUUUAAAACCAACAUGGUUUCCAGUUUGUUGUUGUUUUCUGUGACAGUCUGUCGUUAACGAUUGCAGAUGUAUCCAGAGGUUUUCCAUGUAGAUCCUGAACAUCAGGCACAAACAUGGUCUGCAUGGAUCACUUCAUAGAUUUUCAUACUGAACAGCAACAUAACAUCACGUCACUGUUAACAUGUCAUACAAACAACCUCCUGUGUCUCUCUGCCCAUGUUUGGCACUGGCAACAACAUGAGCAAAACUCCACACAAGCUAAAAUCAAGACUCAGCUGUGGAGACAAAACCAAAGAUUUAAAGUGUUGGUCUUGAACAACUAGAAAUCAGUCACAGAGGAGGAGCCAGAGAAAAAUGAAAUCUGGAGGAUCUGAGAUUACUGAACAAAAAUCUACCAGAAAGUUUAGAACAAUAUUUCUGUAAUAAUUCCUACAAACUCAACGAGACAAUCAAAUUAUCUGCAUCUCCUUUUCUAUCACACCAGCAGGGGGCAGUAUUCAGUUAAAUAUACAGGUGUACAACUGUGGAACACCAACUUACACCUGGUGGACACCUCACCUUCACUACCUGAUAUUAAAAGAAAAUUAAAAGAAGCAUUAAUAAUCUCUCAGGUGGGAAUCAGGGUAAACUAAUAGUGUUUUGAUUCAUGUAUUUUUAUUUUGUUUGUGUCUCUGGUUGAUGGAUUCAUUUAAAUAUCUGUCACUUCCACUAUAUAUUCUGUUGUUGAAGCUGUUUUCUUUUUUUCUUUCUCACUUUGUAAGAAGUAAUUUUUAUUUUACGUUGAGGUUUAACAAAAGCCCUCGAUGUGUUUCUUACCUCACCUGCUCAUUCUCUCCAUUAAAAAAGAGAAAACUG
This is a messenger RNA of Seriola aureovittata, 4680 nucleotides long. Its product is annotated as protein NLRC3-like. Lineage: Eukaryota; Metazoa; Chordata; Actinopteri; Carangiformes; Carangidae. The transcript is spliced from 12 exons. Gene Ontology annotation, molecular function: protein binding. The record is from RefSeq and is a predicted model, not a curated record. The coding region runs from base 113 to 3742 and encodes 1209 amino acids.